Molecule: messenger RNA, 2120 nt
Organism: Centruroides sculpturatus (bark scorpion)
Lineage: Eukaryota; Metazoa; Arthropoda; Arachnida; Scorpiones; Buthidae
Product: calcitonin receptor-like
Exons: 13
Coding region: 100-1365 (421 amino acids)
Biological process (GO): adenylate cyclase-modulating G protein-coupled receptor signaling pathway; cell surface receptor signaling pathway
Cellular component (GO): plasma membrane
Molecular function (GO): calcitonin receptor activity
Source: RefSeq, a predicted model, not a curated record
UUGUCCUUGAAGUCUCAUUGGGGUGUUAAAGGAAGCGAUAAAAACAGAACAUCAAAGCUUUCCAUUGUCAAAGCACGCACAAUCUUACAAAGGUUAAGCAUGUUUAAGUUUACCGUUCUCUACCUUUUAGGGAUAACUUUUGGGACAAUUUCUAAUUCGUCUCAACAGAUGGCGAUAUCAUACACGGAGAAGAAGUUCGUAGCAAAGCAGUUACGUGCCCUAAGGGAGUGUUACAGUUCCCAACUUGAGCAAACUUCUUACAACGAUACGAUAAUAUAUUGUCCAACUGAUUUUGAUGGAUGGAGUUGUUGGUUGCCAACACCUGCUGGGAAAACAUCUACUAUUACAUGUCCAAAAAUCAUAUACGAAGGAGACGAAGCGAGAUACGCCACAAGAUUUUGUCAAGUCGAUGGUACUUGGCCUAUUGAUCCAAAAAGCCAAAUUGACAUUAUCGAUUACAGUUCCUGUUUAUCUAAUUUUUCUAAACAGGUACCAGAUGUAAAGUUACUGACGUAUGUUCUAACGAAAUUAUCACUUUCUGAUUGGAAUCCUUAUGAGGCACCAAUGGAUGAAAUCUCAUUAGAAGAAUGUAUUACAGAAAUUAUAUUAUCUGAUCAUAAACCGUUAGAUGGGUUAUAUUGUGAAAGAACUUAUGAUGGAUGGGGAUGCUGGAAUGACACGAAAGCUGGAGAUAUAGCUUACACCAAAUGCCCAGCUAUGAUAUUUCCCAAUUCUGAAGAAAGAACAGCAUAUAAAGUGUGUAAUGAAGAUGGAACAUGGUUUAAACAUCCUCAUUCUAACAAAACAUGGUCCAAUUAUACUACUUGUGUAGACUAUGAAGAUUUGAAAUUUAGACAACUGAUUAAUUCACUUCAGAUGGGUGGAUAUGCAAUAUCAGCAACAGCAUUGAUCAUAUCUUUAUUCAUAUAUUUUUACUUUAAAGCUUUGCAAUGUACAAGAGUUAUUAUCCAUAAAAAUUUAUUCACUUCAUUCUUUGUCAGUAGCAUACUAUGGAUAAUAUGGUACAGUACUGUUGUAGCUAAUCAUCAGAUUGUUAAAGACAAUAAAAUAAGUUGCCAGGUUUUACAUAUUCUUUUAUAUUACUUCAUGGUAACUAAUUAUUUUUGGAUGUUGUGUGAAGGUUUAUAUCUUCAUGUAUUACUUGUCAUUGCUUUCUUAUCAGAAUCAAAAGUUUUAAUAUGGUUAUACUUUCUUGGUUGGGGAUUUCCUGUAGUUUUGAUCGUAGCUUAUGGAGUUGCAAGAAGUCGCCACUCUGAAAAUAUUUUACAUUGCUGGAUGGAUGACAGUAAAUAUUUAUGGAUAUUGUCAGGACCAGUUUGUAUAUCAUUAAUAGUAAGUGUAUAACUUACAUAAUAGUUUCAUUAGUUUCUAAUAAACAGUAUUUUUUUUUUCCUUUAAUAAAUUUAUGAUUCUAUGUAUUUAUUUUUAACUGAUUUCUCCAAACUAAUAGUGUGAUUUGCACACUUUAUCAUACAUCUCUGUUCCAUUUUUUUGGUAUAAAUAUAUGUUUGUGGAAGGGGCAUGUCUGUAUUUUCUAAGAGAAUAACACGAAAGCUUACAUUUUUCUACACUUUAAAGAAUAUAACAUGAAUUUAUUUGAGUAAAAAGUAAGAAAAUUUAGCUAUUUUCUCAAUGUUUCUCUCUCUCUCUCUCUUUUAAAGAAGGAAACAUAAGGUAUUGGUGUUUAUAUUAAUUUAAAUAAACAAGAUAUAUCUGUUAAUGUAUAUUUAUUUAUAGGAAAAACUCCUGCACACUAUUUAUUUGCAUACAAAUAUAAAACUUUACAUUUAUCUAUACUAUAAAGGGAAGAAAAGUAAGGAUUUUCAACUGAAUUACCUUAUUUUCUUUUCUUAAUGUUUGUGUUUAUCUUAAUUUAAAUAAACAAGAUAUGGUUUCAUGUAUUUUAUAUUUAGGUAGAACUUUUACACACACAAACACACACUAUAUGUUUCAUUCUCUAUAAUAUGUAACUUGCAAAACAUUAAUGAAAUGUUAUUCUCUGUAUUGAAAGUGUGAAAAAUUAAGAAUGACAUUUAAAAAAUUUUAUUUGUAAAGUUAGAAUAUUUACAGAAUCCAGAAAACAUUUCAAUUAUAUCCAA